AUGAUAUCCGUGCUUAGGGCGUGCUUCCUUGCAAGAUGGGGGCUGGGCUUGCCCUUGAUCUUCGUGCUUACAGGCUACGUGUCCGCCGCAUACUUCACGUACAGUGAUGUCACGGAGCUUAGUGCAGCUAAUUUUGAUCAACUUGUCGUGAACUCGGAUGGCGUAGCACUGGUUCAUUUCUAUGCACCUGGGAAUCCGCAAUGCAAAAGCCUGGCGUCAAGGAUAAACUCGGUAGCCUCCAAUCUAAAGGGUAUUGCACUCGUGGGUGCUGUGGACUGUACGGACAAGGAAGCCGCCGGCAACCUGUGCCAGCGGUACAACGUCCGAGGCUUCCCGGCCGUCAAGUUGUUCGGACCUGACCGUACGAAGAAUCCGUACACUGGGGAAGUGAUGAAGGAGCCGUCCGAUUACACCGGUGACCGGACCUCCAAGGACCUCAAGGAGGCGGUCACGCGCCUGUUGACUGACGUACACAUCACACGAGUACGGAGUACUGCGGAUCUGGAGCAAAUGAGGGCCGCGGCGGAGGCGGCGGGCAAACCGCAGGUGUUGUUAUUCACUGACAAGGAGGCGGCGACCCCCGUGUACAAGGGCCUGUCCAUGCAGCUGAGGAGGGGGCUGGCGUUCGGGAUGGUGGUGGUGGCGGCGGGGGAUGAAGGGGGUCCCGCUGCGGAGCGUGAGGGGGUGCUGAGGAAGUUCGGGGUGGAGAGCCUCCCUUCGUUGCUGGUGGUAAAGGCCGGGGGCGCUGUGGAAACGUACACGGGCGAGAACAAGGCGCCGGCGCUUGGGGAGUUCCUGAUGGGUUUCAUGAGCUCGGAAGCCCUGGGGGCGGGGGGAGGUUCUGCAGGCGCUGACGGCGAAGGGCCCGACGGCAGCGGCAAGGCGACCGCCUGGUCAUUUGUACGGCAGGUGGAUAGUCUCAUCGCUGACCUGCCCUCCCUGGAGGCGCGGGAGGACAUGACCCUGCUGGCGGUGCAUGGAGCGGACGGUGAGGAGGGCUGCCAGGUCGCCCGGGAGACUUUCCUGGCCGCCGCGGGUGAGAUGCAGGAGGCCGAGCAGGCCGACUGGACUGAGCGCAACGGAGCCCCUUACCCGACCUGCCCUGACCCGACCCCUCCUGCGGUAGUGGACACAUGGUUGGCUUCCGUGCCCCCCGAGGACCUGGCACCCGGCUCGAAGGGGGCGGCGGCAUUGAGCCGCAUCGGGGUGGAGGUGAAGGAGCUGGCGGAGAACCCGUGCGAGCUGCAGGUAGUGUUGCUGCCCUUUGGUAAGGGCAAGGCGGAUAUCCAGCUUAGAUACACGGGGCCCCCCGACGGCAAGGAGCUGCAGCGGUGGGUCACCGCAGAGCUGCCCCCCGAGGCGCACCGCGUGGUGCAGCUGACAGAUGACGUCACCUCGGACUUCCUCACUACCGACCCGUCCGAGGGGAAGAUGGGGGUGGCGCCAAAGGCAGAUCUCUCUCACUACAACCGGGACCGUCAAUCAUCAUGGGGGGUGCUGCUGUUCACCAACCGGGAUGAGGUCCCCGGUGUGUACAAGGCCCUGGCAGUGGCGCUGAGGGACCGAGCGAACAUGGCGUUUGGAUGGGUGCAGGCAAACAGCCCCGCCGCCCGCUCGACCAUCAACUCCUUCAAACCUCCACGGGUGCCUGCACUACUUGUCGUACUGCCCACCAUUGUGCCGGGUGAUGAAGAUGCUGAGGGAAGUGGCGGUGGGGGUGGUCCCCGGGUUAGUUUCGGCAUGCAGCCGUACUUCGGUCCGCUCAAGUACGGCCCCAUGAGGGCCUUUCUGGAGCAGCUGGCCGAACAGAUAGAGGCAUCUGCGGGUGUGGUGACCGACCCCGGGGUGAUUGAGAAGACGUUGCCGCAGAUCACCAACCAGGCUGAGUUCCAGUCGUACUGUACGGAGCCCGCGGGUAUGUGCCUACUGGCGCUGCUGGACAGGACAGCGCCGGGAUUUGAGGACGAGCGCAAGCACCUGUUGGCCGCGGCCUCGUUCGGGGUGCUGUCCAGCGACCUGCCCGUGCUGGUGGCGCUGUCCACACGCAGGAUGAGGUUCGGAGUACUGCACUCGCGAGAGGCGGAGAGCUCCCGGGGGUCCCCCCGUCUCCGUCCCGAGCUGGUGUCCCGCUUCAUCACAGACGUGCUGAGUGCCAAGAUCAGGACACAGCCGCUGCAGGACCUGCCGGAGAUCCGCAAGGGUGACACCUCCUCCGACCAUGCUGCCGCCAGGGACACAGGGCGGGCGGCUGCACCUGAAGAACCGGCUGCCGGUGCCGGUGCCGUGGAGGAGGAGUUUGACCUUAACGACAUCUUGUCUGAGGAGGUGGAGGGCGGUGCGGGGCUCGGGGGGACUAAGGCGGAGAGACUGCAGGAAAUUGAGGAGCAGCUCAAGGCGGAGGAGGAGGCUCGUAGGGCGGCUGAGAAGGCCAAGAAGAGCAGUAGCAAGAAAAAGAAAAAGAAGGGUGGCAAGAAGAGCAACAAGAGCAAGGAGGAACUAUGAAGGACGAGAUGAUAACCUUACCGCAUCUGCGGGCCCUGAUCUGUUUUGUUCUUGCGGGAAGGAGGGGAUGUGUGCGUACCGGGGAAUGAGGUAUGCACGUGGGCAGGGCGGGGCAGGG
Molecule: messenger RNA, 2620 nt
Organism: Volvox carteri f. nagariensis
Lineage: Eukaryota; Viridiplantae; Chlorophyta; Chlorophyceae; Chlamydomonadales; Volvocaceae
Exons: 25
Coding region: 1-2502 (833 amino acids)
Biological process (GO): response to endoplasmic reticulum stress
Cellular component (GO): endoplasmic reticulum lumen
Molecular function (GO): protein-disulfide reductase activity; protein disulfide isomerase activity
Source: RefSeq, a predicted model, not a curated record